Linum tenue is the source of this 408-nucleotide messenger RNA. The record is from the annotation of a GenBank genome assembly. NCBI's taxonomy places the organism in Eukaryota, Viridiplantae, Streptophyta, Magnoliopsida, Malpighiales, Linaceae.
AUGGCGCAGGGCCACGUCAUCCCCAUGAUCGACACUACCAAAAUCUUCACCUCCCGCGGCCUCAAGGUAACCGUCGUCACCACCCCGCUCAACGCCCCUCUCUUCUCCAAAAACCUCCACUGCAGCUUCCCCUCAAUUGCCGUCGAAACCCUCGAUUUCCCCGCCGCAGCCGCCGGAAUGCGAGAAUUUCGACGUCAGCAUGGGCUUCGAGCCGUCACCAAAUUCUUCGUCACCAAAUGCUCUGAUGGUGACGUGGCCGGUGACGGCGGAGCAAUUCUACAACGACAAGUUGCUAACGGAGAUCCUGGGGAUUGGGAUCGCGGUCGGGCCGAAGCAGCUGUACGGGGUGAAGGUGGGGAGCGGAGGGGUGGCGGAUGCGGUGGGGCGGAUGAUGGCGAAGGAGGGUGA